Messenger RNA from Paramormyrops kingsleyae, 996 nucleotides. Its product is annotated as glutathione S-transferase P-like. NCBI's taxonomy places the organism in Eukaryota, Metazoa, Chordata, Actinopteri, Osteoglossiformes, Mormyridae. The record is from RefSeq and is a predicted model, not a curated record. Gene Ontology annotation, biological process: glutathione metabolic process. Gene Ontology annotation, molecular function: glutathione transferase activity. Gene Ontology annotation, cellular component: cytosol.
CAAUAUAAAUAGUCAGCGUGAUUCAGCAGUAAACGUAGAAAGAGGCGUGUAUAAAAUGCGAGCCUGACAUACACAUUACAGUUCUCGCAUUUGAGCAGAAUCAAACCAUAUACACGCUACACCUUCAUACAACCGGCGACCCCUAUCAUGCCUCCGUACACGAUCACUUACUUUCCUGUUCGAGGCCGCUGCAGUGCCAUGAAGAUGCUGAUGUCUGACCAUGGCCAACAGUGGAAGGACAUUAAUGUCAGCUAUGAGGACUGGAUGAAGGGUGACAUUAAAAAGACCUUAACAUUUGGCCAGCUUCCGAAAUUUGAAGACGGCAGCUUGGUCCUGUUCCAGUCCAACUCCAUACUGAGAUACUUAGGCCGCAAACAUGGGGCUUAUGGGAAGGACGAUGCCGAAUGUGCCCUCAUUGACAUGAUGAAUGACAGCAUUGAAGACCUCCGAGUUAAAUACAUCCGCCUGAUUUACCAAGACUAUGAAAAUGGCAAAGACAGGUACAUCAAAGAGCUCCCAGACCAGCUUAAGUACUUUGAAAAAAUCCUUGCCAGUAACCCAAAAGGAUUCCUCGUAGGGGACAAGAUGUCCUACGCAGACUACAACCUGUUUGACUUACUGCUUAACCAGAAGGUGCUCAGCCCUCCCUGCCUAGACAGCUUCCCCGCCUUGAAGAGCUACGUUGACAAGAUAGCUGUCCGUCCUAAAAUCAAAGCAUUCAUGGAGUCUGACUCCUAUAAGAAACUGCCCAUCAAUGGCAAUGGCAAACAGUGAUGCACUCGUGGGGUGGAGCACUGUUGGGGUACUUCCUGUCACCAGGGCUACUAGCUACAAUCAUUAGCACCUCAGGAGAGCAAAAGCUGAUGCUUCUGAUGUGUGAAGUCACUGUGUCAGUUUCUUGUGUAAUUUUUGUGUACAUCCAAUAUUUUCCCUGAUAGAUGACUUGCCUUUCAGUUUGUUAACAUGAAUAGGUGAAUAAAUUACUUGUUUACUGGG